AACUUUAUUAACGCAAUCAAGCCAAUGAUGUGCAAGCUAGGCCCUGAUCAUUUCUGAUGGACCAGAUCCAAUAAAUCCUUUAUCUAGCAGGGGAGCUCUCAUUUUCCCUCUUUUUCUUUGGUCGGUUCUCUUUGAGCUCUGCUACUUGUCGCGUUUCCUCUGUCAAUACUUCGUGUGCUACUAUCCCCGGCAAAUAUCCUAUCUUAUGCCCUUUGAACGUGCUUCAAUCUUCUUUGAGAACUGUCACUGCUUUUUCGGAUUGGACGUGUAUGACAACGAUGCUCGAACAACAAUAGAAAGAGAAGGGGUCUCCAUUGUUGUUCGCAGCGAUCUUCCAUCCAGAUCCUGGGCAUUGUGCGACAUACCUCUUCCCAUCUUGACCUCUCCAGACCAACAAUAUGCGGCUUUUUCAAUUAAUAUCCUUGAUCAUUCUCCUAGCACCAAGCUUGGUUACACUGGCAGCGCAGGUACCUCACGAUGUACGCGGAUUUGAAACUGUUUCCAUCCUGGAGGCAAGAGAUGAGCCCACAAAUACUACUACGACAGCUGUCGCAUCGGAUAGCGAGACGACGGCGACGGCUACCACCUCGGGCGAUUCUUUCACGUCUAUGUCAGACACAACCGAGACGCCUGCCUCGACGACAAUUGCGUCUUUGAAUGCAUCGAAUACAUCGGAUGGUCACAAAAAGCAGACAGGGUCACCCAAGCCAGGAGGACUUCCUAUAAAACCUUCGAUUACGCCUGCGUUAGGUGUCGGUGGUUUUAUCCUGAUAAUUAUAGGCGCGGUUCUGGCGUUGAUUGGGAUUCGGAAUCUAUGGGUACAAGUGUUCCUAUCUGCCUCCCUGCUGACCGGAUUAGGUAUAACUGUCUUGAUCCUCUAUGUGAUGAAUCCCCCAGUCAGCAACGCAAUUCAAGGAGCCUACCUCGUCGCCGUGUUCUUCUCCGGAAUCACCUUCGGGGCGCUCGCGAUCGUCUUCAAAGAAUUAACGGAAGGACUCGGAUGCUUUCUGGGCGGCUUCUGUGCUAGCAUGUGGCUUCUUUGUUUGAAGCCGGGCGGUCUUUUGACAGAUGUCAGUUCGAAGAGCGGAUUCAUCGCGGGGAUAUCAGUGGGAUUCUAUGCGUUGUCGUUUAGUCAAUAUACGCGGCCUCAUGGGUUGAUCGUGUCUACUGCGAUUUCGGGGGGUACGACAGUUUCUCUUGGGAUUGAUUGCUUCAGUCGCGCGGGAUUGAAGGAAUUCUGGUUGUACAUUUGGGAACUAAACGACAACAUCUUCCCUCUAAAUACCAACUCCUACCCCAUAACCCGCAACAUCCGCGUUGAACUUGCCGUCACCGUCAUCGUCGCCCUUUUAGGAAUUGUCUCUCAACUCCGUCUCUGGAAGAUGAUCCGCCAGCGUCGUCGAAACGAAGCCAAAAUGCGCGAAGAAGAGAGAAAGAAAAAGGACGAAGCUGAUACUGAAGCCGGAAGACAAUUGGAAGAAACUACCGUACGCGAACGAGCGGAAUGGGAGGCGAAAUAUGGAAGCAGUACUGACUCGAAGCCAACAUCGAGUAGUACCCAGGAGGUCGACGAGAAAGACGGACAAGAUAUCGAUUUGGAGAAAGGUGAAGGGGCCGAUGUAAAGAGCGUCACGGCUACAUCCCAACAAUCAUACCGCUGCUCUGAAUGCAGAGAACGAGAAGCCAACGGCGGCCUCGACUCAGAAAUUGCAUCCAGAGCAGCCCACGACAACAAUUCACUCACAAAUGAUGAGCCCCACAAAUUAACCCUCAACCAAGGCCCCAACACAGAACCAGAACCAGCAGCCCCAGUCUUCGAUGGCGCCGCCGCAACCCGUAUAAAAGAUGAUAACCAGUCUGAAGUAAGCGCUGUUAUUGGUUCAGAAGCGGGAACUUUCUCGAAGCGGUUUUCGGGAAUGACUAUUUUGCAGCGGGACUCUAUGAGGAGUAGUAUGGCGCUUGUUCGAGAAAGGGAUGAUGAUGCUACUUCAAAUACUUCUGAGGAGGGUGUUGAUGGGGAUAGUGGUUUGGCUUCUCGUCGUUCGAGCGUUUACUCGGCGGAAGGCGAGAUGGAGCUAGAUCAAACUCGAGGCUCGAAACACGACGACUCUACAAAAGAACAAGGGGAGAAUACCUUGGAGCCCGAAAAGGCAACAGAACAGCUAGAGACCUCCGAACACAACGAAAAGGAUACCCCCGUUAGCGAACAGAAGCAGCAGGAAAACCAAACUUCUCAAAUAGAGCAGCAGGACCAGCCUGCUACAUCCGUUUCAGAUUACAGCCACGAUGGCCCGCCAGCGUCUUCAUAUGAAGCAGGCGAGAAGCCCCGUGUGCGAGAUGAUAGUAAGGUGCAGACUCUGGCAGCUUUAUACGAUGACGCAGUGAAAUCUGCAGAAGCAUCUCAAAAGCCUAGUGCAAGUGCUUCAUCGAAGGGGCCAGGGUCUCAUGCAGAACAGCAAGGCGUGAAGCCUCCUGUUAAGCCCAAGCCGGCAGCGGAAUCAACAAAAAGCAAGCGCUCUGAAGAGCGGAAAUCUUCUUCACAGAAGGACAAGGUGAAAGCCCGUGCAAAGAAGGAAAGGGUCACUCUGAACGAGAAAACAGUGAGACACCUUCCAGAAAGAACAUCCAGAGUGGUCCUGUCUUAUCGCACAAACGAAUGGGCAAAGCAUCUAGAUGAUGCAGAUAUGCCUGAGCCACCACCGAUCCAGCCGAUCGAAGAGGAACAGCCGAAGGUUCCUGUGACGAACGAAGCAUCCCCUGCUCCGGUACGCGUCAAAGAACUGCUGCAAACACCGCUAAACGCGCAGCCACCACCCGUCGAACGCCGCGUCUCAUUCAAGGAAUUACGGAACUCAAACGAGGGUCAUCGGGCAUCCCACGAAUCCCUGCAGCGGCAAACGGACAGGCCUGUAACGAGGUCGAAUUCAAUGGCCAACUGCCCGCAACCUACCACUGUCUCACCUGUAUAUCCGGAUCCUCCUCAUCCGCAGCCUCAACUGGCUCAGCCUGCACCACCCAAAGAACCCAAGUGGAAGGGACCUCCUCCACUUCUAGCAGUACGAGAGGAUUUAAUGCGCAACCGGGUAUCGUCGACUUCGCUGUCGAUCGAUCCCUGGUUACGUAGUAGUCCCCGACAAUCAACCUUUGGGCCAUUGUCGCCCACUUCUCCUACCUCGCCCACAUCGCCUAUCAUAGUUUUACCUACUCCGGGGGAAGCUGACGAUGUACCCUUAUCACAACGGCGCGCGAUGCUGCAGCAGCAGCAACAACAACAACAACAACAACAGACACCACCCACACCACGAGCUCUCUUCCUGCAAGCUCCACUGCAGAGAACUCGAUCCGGCAUGUCAGAUAACAACGCGCAGGCGCUGUCCGACGAGAACCUUCCACUCGACGCGAGUCGCGACGCUUUUCCCUUACUAUCCAUCCCUGAGCGGCGGCGCAGUCGGUUGACUCCGUCUCCGUCGAGUUUGGUGGUUGAGCGCAGUCAGGGUGAGACGGAGAGUUGGCGCACGAGUAUUGCAGUACCUCGUGGGCAGAGGCACAGUGGCACUUUGCCUGACGUUCAUUACGACGACGACCACGACAACGAGAACGACUACAGUAUAGUCACGGGAGAAAUGGCAGCGACUGCGGAUAAUCUACGGCCUCCGGAACAGGCCCAUCUGGCACGGGAUGCAGCAGCAACAGCACCACCGGCAACGCCACGAUCUCGCGAAUUGCAUUUGCCUCGCCAUGUCCCAUCACAGGUAUCGCUCCGGUCACAGUCGCAGAUUGCAUCUAUUCCGUCGAAUUCGGGGCAACAACCACAGGCAGAUCUGGCGGAGGAAUUGGCCUGGGGCCCGGCACAUCCUUGUUUUCCACAUAUCAACCCUCACGUUCCAAUAGAGUCAUCGGAAUACACGUCGACACGAAUUAUUCGCAUUCGACGCGACUGGAUGGUCAAGGGCGAUCUGGCACCGACAUUCUCCAACCUCUACCCGGAAAUCCUCGAUCCGCUAUUACCUGAACACGAAUUCCGCAAGAUCAUCGCGACAGUCAACGACGAACUCAGUAAAGCGUUCGACCCGUAUCGGCUGCGAAACUGGAUUGACGGAGCUCUGGGCUUGGUGACCGGCUGGCUGUGGGAGGACAUAGGGGCCCCAGCUAUAAAACGGCAUCUGCAACACGUGGAGGCGUGGCUGGAGAAAUGGAACCGUGAAGUUGGUGCCAAGGAUGGGGUACGGAUCUGGAGUUUGCGGAGGUCGGCGUAUAUGUCGCUGGACAUCCAGAUUCCGGAUCCGAAGGUUGGCAUUAUACACAGCGAGGAUCCGUCGCUUCCUGGUACGAGGCCGAGUACCGGUGUUGGGCGGGGGGUAUGAUCUUUUCUUUUCUUCUAUCCGUCUUUCGACUUCACUUUCAACUUUUUCUAUUUUCUUUUAAUCUUCGUUCUGGGACCACCACUACACCGCAUGAUACCUGGGAAAUUGGGCCUAAUAUUUUAUCCUUAUCUCUUUCUUCGUUUUUGUUCAUUAUGAUAUCCACGCUUGAUCGCUGACCUUGACGCCAACCUUGAUCUUGAUACCAUCCAUGUGUUGUUUUGGGGAGAUAACGAACGAACCCCAGUCUUGUGUUUGUCUUUUUUUUUUUUAUCUUUUCUUUUUGUGAAUAUGUCUCUAUCUCUGGGCCUACUUUUUGUGUCUAUAAUUCCUGGACUUACUGUAAUUUUAAAGUAAACUGGUUACUCGUCUUAGUAAUUAGUAUGUGGAUAAGAUACGUUGAGUGACUUUGGAUGAGUGGAUUGAAUACAAGUUAAUAUUGACUGGUGAGACUAUGGAC
This is a messenger RNA of Aspergillus ruber CBS 135680, 4821 nucleotides long. RefSeq lists its product as uncharacterized. The record is from RefSeq and is a predicted model, not a curated record. NCBI's taxonomy places the organism in Eukaryota, Fungi, Ascomycota, Eurotiomycetes, Eurotiales, Aspergillaceae. The transcript has 7 exons. Bases 399 to 4364 code for a protein of 1321 amino acids.